Apis mellifera (honey bee) is the source of this 2695-nucleotide messenger RNA. RefSeq lists its product as uncharacterized. The coding region runs from base 2091 to 2540 and encodes 149 amino acids. The transcript is spliced from 3 exons. The record is from RefSeq and is a predicted model, not a curated record. Lineage: Eukaryota; Metazoa; Arthropoda; Insecta; Hymenoptera; Apidae.
CGAUUGACAGUUGGAAUGGAAAAACGGUAUAAAAGCCGCAGAGAGAGAGAGAGAGAGAGAGAGAGUGGUGUGCGGUCGAUGGACAUCGUGGGGAAUCACCGCGGGAAUUCCUCUCUCGCCCCCGUCGAUGAAGCUCGCGUGCGCGACGCCGCCACUUCAGAUAUCACUGGUGUACGAGCGAUCGAGGGGAUCACGGACCACGUGAAAAGGGAAGCAGCCGUCAAUUGGUAUACACGGUGUACACACGGGCCGCGCGUGAAGAGAGUGCGAAUAUUGGUAUCGCGAUAACGAACGGGGAACCCCUCGCGUGUCCGAAAGUACGAGCCACCCCAGCCGUCCACGUUAUCCUCCAACACGCGUGCGUUAUAUCGGCGAUCUCUCGGUGAUUAAUGCCAGCUGUUAGUACCAGGAGGCUCCAGUCAAUUGAAUCUCAUCGUUCGACCGCGUAUAAGCCUCGCUUCUAGUUGCCUUUAUCCGCUCGCUGAAACAUCACCGGCAACGUUAGAUAUGUCUUAAAGGCGUUCAUUUUUAUUGUUGUUUUCAAUCUUGAUUUAGUGUCAUUUAUAAGAUAAGAAUAUUUAAUGAAUUUUUUGAAUGUAUCUCUCUUUUCCAUUAUUCUUACGUAUUUAAAAAAAAAGUAAUUUUAUUAUGCUAUACUAAUGAUAUAAAUAAAAAUGUAAUUUUUGUUCGUAGAAAGAAAUUGGUAAAUGAAUUCCAAUUUCGUUCUAUAAUUUGUUUUCUUCGAAACAAUGUGAUUUCUGUGUUAAGAUUUCUUUUUUUUUCAAAGUUGUGACACGUUUCGUUUAAAAAUGAUUGACUACGAUACAUUGACUCGAUACAUUUCGAUUGAUGUAAUCUUUUACCAAGAUAUUUUCGUAUUAUUUAAGCCAUCAAUUUUCUCCAACAACAUUCUCGAGUAAAAAAGAAUUUACAUGUACUCGAAUUCCAACGUUGACAACGUAAAUAAUAGAUCCCAUGGAAUUUACCAUGUUAAGGAAGAAGAAAGGAGAAGCUUCCAUAGGUUGUCCAUUUUCAAAACUCUAGGUUGAACGAAAAGAAUAAAAUUUCCCUGGUGGACGUUGGACACGAUAAAAUCCUGGCAGGUGCGUAGCACGUUAAACUUUCGAGUUUCGAGGACGCAAUUUUCCCAAGGGAAUCAGUCCUCGCUAAUGCAAGAGUGGUUAUAGAAGGAGAAAGAGGAAAGAGGGAGAUGGAAACAGGGGUAUAAAGGGGGACGGUGUAAAGGGAAAGAGAGGGAACUCUGUGCGGGCGGUAACUGGCGACGAGGAGUUUGAGGGUUGAACGAGCUGACGCUUUAAGCGAUGUAAGUUACAGAAACUACGCUUCCGACCAGUCUCGGGCGCAGAUUAGUCGUAAUCUCGGCGCAUUGCACUCUGCAGCCGUUUCCAACCACCCUUUCACCCCCCGUUAGCUCGAGACCUCACAACUACAAAGCUUUCCAAACCGUUACCUCCUCGCCGAACCAAGACGAACGUGUUAGACGCAUCUAAAUUCACGUAUACCAAACGCUGCAUCGUUUCCAUCCUUGCGACACACAUACGCGCGCACGCGCACGCACACAUGUGCACACAGACGUUGUGUAUAUACUUGUCGCCGUAUCGCCGCUUUGAUUAUUUCCUGGAGGCUUAAACCAGCUACGUCUACGUCUUCGUAUGGGUCCAGGUUACAACUUAGACGGCCAAGAUUAAACACUUCUUGGUUUAUGACCUCAUAGCCGAUCCUUAGACUCGGUUUACUGUGGCUCAACGAGAUUUUCCGCGAUAGCUACCGCUUCCUUUUAUAUGCCUGUUACUGAAAAUCGAUAGUCCUAGGUGAUCGUGGCUUGAUAACUCGGUAAUAUCGUCUCGGUGAUGUAAUAGUGUAAGUUGAAUCACCGAUUGUUCUUUCCGAGGUGAUCAGUUUUUACAUAAAAUGUGUCCAUCUUGGCCAAGAUAGGAUAAGAAACUAUGGUAACUAGUAUAAUAUUGAACAAACUAAAGGUUUGGAUUCUAUCUGCAAAUGGUUUCAACAGUUUGUUUCUUUCUUUCGUUAAAAUAGUUUUCUUAUAUUUCCACAAGUAGUAUAAAAAAAUGAAAGGCGAUUUACAAGAUAAAAAAGAAAUUACAAAGACCGAGAAAACUAUUAACAUUAAAAAUCCAGUGAUUUUCGAUAGUAUUUGCAAGGAAAUUAUAUUGCGAGAAAAAUUGUUUCGACGCAAUUGGUCCAGAAAGUACGAACAUUUGAUGGGUGGAUUUUUUAAGAAAGUGUUGGUCGAAGAAUGCAGAAAGAAGGGAUUUCCGGCGGACACUUUCGAACACAAACCGCCGGAAGAUGCGAUUAAGCGUUCACCGAUUCUUCUGAAACCAUCGCCAUCCAUUCCCAGAACGACAUCCGGUAUGAUAGGCUUACGAUCAUCUCAUCCGGAAUACAAUCUUGAGUUUACAGGUCGUUGGUAUAUUUCGCCAAAACAUACGAUUGAACCAUCCAUGAAACCUGGCGAAUUUCGCAUAGUACAACAAAAAUUCAUUUUUCUCGGUUAAAUGAACAAACAUUUGAGUAUAAUGUGGAAUAUAUAUUUUGUACACAAAAAACAUUGUAUACCGUAAGAAAUGUAUCGAAAAAUAAAUUGUCCUGAUCUUGUGUAGCACAAGUAUUACGACAUAAAAAUACACAUAAUUCUUAAUUUCCAAGAUAG